Zingiber officinale is the source of this 996-nucleotide messenger RNA. RefSeq names its product multiple organellar RNA editing factor 2, chloroplastic-like. NCBI's taxonomy places the organism in Eukaryota, Viridiplantae, Streptophyta, Magnoliopsida, Zingiberales, Zingiberaceae. The transcript is spliced from 4 exons. Gene Ontology annotation, biological process: mitochondrial mRNA modification; cytidine to uridine editing. The record is from RefSeq and is a predicted model, not a curated record. Gene Ontology annotation, cellular component: mitochondrion. Bases 45 to 794 code for a protein of 249 amino acids.
AACCGCAAUACAAAGCCCUCAGUCCCUUCUACUUUGCCUCUCUAAUGGCCGCCGCCGCCGUCGCUGCGAGAACGACCGCCGCGACCCGUGCAAUCUUCUCCUCCCACCUCGCCUCUGCCCAGCAUCCCAUGGCUUCCUUGCUUCCCAAGCGAUUUCUCCACUUGCGUUCCACGGCGAGCGUCCGCUCCGUCCGCCGAUCGCCCGCGAUGCUUAACCUUCCUGGAUUUGGUGUGGCCUCCCGCAUCGGCGCGAUUAGGUGCAUGGCCCGGCGGCCGGGCGACUCGGGUUACUCGCCUCUGAACUCUGGCUCCCGCGGUGGUUCGGGGUUUAGCGACCGUCCGCCGACUGAAAUGGCGCCUCUGUUCCCGGGGUGUGACUACGAGCACUGGCUCAUCGUUAUGGAUAAACCUGGAGGUGAGGGGGCAUCCAAACAGCAGAUGAUCGAUUGCUACAUUCAAACCCUAACCAAGGUCCUGGGCAGUGAGGAGGAAGCAAAGAGAAAGAUUUACAAUGUGUCAUGUGAACGAUACUUUGGAUUUGGAUGUGAAAUAGAUGAGGAGACAUCCAACAAGCUUGAAGGUAUUCCUGGUGUUCUGUUUGUUCUUCCAGAUUCAUAUGUUGAUGCUGAGAACAAGGAUUAUGGAGCUGAACUAUUUGCGAAUGGAGAAAUCGUUCAAAGACCUCCAGAAAGGCAGAGGAGGAUUGAUGCGGCAACCACACAUAGAAAUGAAAGAGACAGACCUAGAUAUAAUGACAGGACUCGUUACGUUAGGCGGAGGGAGAGCCAGCGAUAAGCCGAUCAUUUCUAUCCGAAUAUGUGGUUGAAAUAUGGGCAUGGUAUGAGAUGGUCAUUGAUGUCGUAUCCUCUAGCUUGCAGUAUUCUAUUUCUAGUCGUGGUCUAUUGAAAGUUGUUUGCAAAUGUGGAUUUUGGACAGAUAUCAUCAAUGUUUGAUUCGAAAACUAUAUAUACAUAUAUUAUAUUCCUGGAUUGUAGAA